Messenger RNA from Jaculus jaculus (lesser Egyptian jerboa), 915 nucleotides. RefSeq names its product GTPase IMAP family member 5. NCBI's taxonomy places the organism in Eukaryota, Metazoa, Chordata, Mammalia, Rodentia, Dipodidae. Gene Ontology annotation, molecular function: GTP binding. The coding region runs from base 1 to 915 and encodes 304 amino acids. The record is from RefSeq and is a predicted model, not a curated record. The transcript is spliced from 2 exons.
AUGGAGGGAAUGCAGAAGAGCACAUAUGGAACUAUGGCUGAAGGAGACGAUGACUGGCUUGCAGCAUGUUCCGCACUGAGGAUCCUCCUGGUGGGCAGGUCAGGCAGUGGGAAAAGCGCCACAGGGAACAGCAUCCUCUGCAGGCCAGCGUUCGAGUCCAAGCUGGGGGCCCAGUCAGUGACCAGGACAUGCCAGCGGGAGAUGAGCACGUGGAAUGGGAGAAGCAUCCUGGUGGUGGACACGCCCAAUAUCUUCGAGUCAAAGGCCCAGACCCAAGAGAUGGACAAGGACAUUGCAGACUGUUACCUGCUGUGUGCCCCAGGGCCCCACGUGCUGCUGCUGGUCACCCAGCUGGGGCGCUUCACGGCCCAAGAUGCCAUGGCUGUGAGGAGGGCGAAGGAGGUGUUUGGGUCAGGGGCCACAAGAUACAUGGUCGUCCUCUUCACCCACAAGGAAGACCUGGCGGACGAGUGCUUGGACGACUACGUGGCCCACACGGAGAACCACAGCCUGCAGCGCCUGAUCCAGGAGUGCGGCAGGAGAUACUGUGCCUUCAACAACCGGGCCACGGGCCAGGAGCAGAGGAGGCAGCUGGACGAGUUCAUGGCCCUGGUGGAGAGGCUGGAGUGGGAGUGUGGUGGCUCCUUCCACAGCAAUGAGCUCUUCUUUCAUGCCCAGAGUCUGCAGCGAGGUGGGGCUGGUGCCUACCAGCAAGACUACAGGCACUUCCUGGCUGAGGUGAGGCAGCAGCUGGACAAGCAGAAGCAGGAGCUGAAGGAGCAGGAGAGGAACUGUGCACUCAAGGCGCUCCUCACAGUCAGACGGUGGAUGGCUUCCCACGUCGCGCUCUCUGCUGGUCUCAUUAUCUGUGGUUUGAUUCUUCUUGCCCUCAUAAUUAAUGUGUGUAUUUUUUAG